GCCUACCUAGUCGGCGAGGAAAACAAACAUGGCGUCGCAGUACUAUCAAGACAUGCAAGAGAACUUCAAAAAUAACAAUAAAAGUCGUGAGUUUCCAGCGCACAGUGCUAAAGUUCAUUCAGUUGCUUGGAGCUGUGACGGAAGGAGACUCGCGUCAGGGUCUUUUGACAAAACAGCGAGUGUUUUCGUGUUAGAAAAAGACCGAUUGGUCAAGGAAAACAACUACAGGGGCCAUGGCGAUAGUGUCGAUCAGUUGUGCUGGCACCCGACCAACCCUGACCUGUUCGUCACGGCUUCUGGAGACAAGACAAUCAGGAUCUGGGACGUCAGGACCACAAAAUGCAUCGCAACUGUCAGCACGAAAGGUGAGAAUAUAAACAUAUGCUGGAGCCCUGAUGGACAGACAAUAGCUGUUGGAAACAAAGAUGACGUGGUCACUUUCAUCGAUGCAAAAACUCACCGCUCCAAGGCCGAAGAACAGUUCAAGUUUGAGGUCAACGAGAUCUCCUGGAAUAACGACAACGACAUGUUUUUCUUGACAAACGGAAGUGGCUGUAUCAAUAUUUUGAGCUAUCCUGAGCUGAAGCCCAUCCAGUCCAUCAACGCCCACCCCUCCAACUGCAUCUGCAUCAAGUUUGACCCCACGGGGAAGCACUUUGCCACGGGCAGCGCAGACGCCCUAGUCAGCCUGUGGGACGUUGAAGAGCUGGUGUGUGUCCGCUGCUUCUCACGGCUGGACUGGCCCGUGAGGACCCUCAGCUUCAGCCACGAUGGGAAGAUGCUGGCCUCAGCCUCCGAGGACCACUUCAUCGACAUUGCAGAGGUCGAGACAGGUGAGAAGCUGUGGGAGGUGCAGUGUGAAUCCCCAACGUUCACGGUUGCCUGGCACCCCAAGCGCCCUCUACUGGCGUACGCCUGCGACGACAAGGAGGGCAAGUAUGACAGCAACAGAGAAGCUGGCACCGUCAAGCUCUUCGGACUGCCAAACGACUCCUGAACAAUGAGGCCCCCCCACCGUCUGACACACACACACACACACACACACACACACACACACACACACACACACACACACACACACACACACACACACACACACACACACACACAGUCACUGUCCGUCAUACGAGUCUCUCUCUCUCUCUCUCUCUCUCUCUCUCUCUCUCUCUCUCUCUCUCUCUCUCUCCCUCUCUCUCUCUCUCAAUCUCUCUCUCUCUCUCUCUCUCUCUCUCUCUCUCUCUCUCUCUCUCUCUCUCCCUCUCCCUCCCUUGUGCUCUCUCACACACUCACACUUUCAACCCCACUCUCAAACACACUCUACAAACAGCCUUUGUUUUUAUGGCAGCCCAAGUAAGUAACAAAUUGACAAUGCACACACACUCCCCUGCAAUGGCUUAUUACAUCAGUCUGUCUCCAAGGCCUUGGCUAGCCUUAGACCACAGAACACCACUAACAAUGUGUUCUCUCAUAGCCACCUGGGAUAGGGUAGUCAAAUAAAGGCAUCAAGAUGAUCAUUCUUUCCCACUAUCAUGCUAUAAUGAUACCGUUAUGGUUCUGGAUUCAGUAUAGCUUGUUGAGCCUGUCAGUGUGUAUGUAUAGAUUGUUUUUAUUACUUAUUUGAAAGUGCUGUGAGUUGCCAACCGAUAUCUUUUGUCAGCUGUGGAGCCUUCACUAGAUUUGUUCAGUGUUGUAUAUUCCUUUGGUGAGCAAAUAUAGUGUUUAGCCCACUCCAAGCACCAUGCUUUUCUCUUCUUCUUUCUUCUUCUUUCUCUUUCUUAUUUUGUUUGUGUUUUUUGUGAGCUUCACUAGUAUUUAUAGGCUUGUGAAGGUAGAGACAGAUUGUAAUGUCCAAUAAAGUCAUUCAUUUGUUUACCUGCAGGGGGUGAUAUUGUACAUGUUAUUUGAAUUGUGUCUACAAACUGCAUUCCGUUGUGGUUCUCCUUUUUAGAAGGAAGAGGGCGGUAUAAAGCUGUUUUAGAUUUUGUACCAUUUUGCUGUUUUGAUAAUAAAAAUAUUUUUAAACUGUA
Messenger RNA from Engraulis encrasicolus (European anchovy), 2027 nucleotides. It is a transcript of the gene thoc3, whose product is annotated as THO complex 3. NCBI's taxonomy places the organism in Eukaryota, Metazoa, Chordata, Actinopteri, Clupeiformes, Engraulidae. The record is from RefSeq and is a predicted model, not a curated record. Gene Ontology annotation, molecular function: protein binding. Gene Ontology annotation, biological process: mRNA export from nucleus. The transcript has 6 exons. Bases 29 to 997 code for a protein of 322 amino acids. Gene Ontology annotation, cellular component: THO complex part of transcription export complex.